Messenger RNA from Melopsittacus undulatus (budgerigar), 1329 nucleotides. RefSeq names its product la-related protein 6-like. The transcript is spliced from 3 exons. Gene Ontology annotation, molecular function: mRNA binding. Bases 1 to 1329 code for a protein of 442 amino acids. Gene Ontology annotation, biological process: RNA processing. Gene Ontology annotation, cellular component: nucleus. Lineage: Eukaryota; Metazoa; Chordata; Aves; Psittaciformes; Psittaculidae. The record is from RefSeq and is a predicted model, not a curated record.
AUGCUCUCAUCCUAUAGCUCCGGGGUGGCCUUAGGGCCCUGUUCCCAGCCCAGCUGCAGUGCCCCAAUGCCAGGACCAAGGAAUUCCUUCCCAGCACAGCAUCUUCAUCCACCAUGGAGCUGCUCACUCGACCUCCUCAGGCAGGAGGACUUCAUUGAGAGCUUCAGUGGGACCUUCCGCAACACGAGCCCCUCAGGGGCCCAUCUGUUGGACUCCAGCCCCGACCAGCAGCUGAUCCAGAGGAUUGUGUCCCAGGUGGAGUUCUACCUCUCUGAUGAGAACCUGGCCAGGGAUGCGUUCCUGCUGAAACACGUCCAGAAGAACAAGAUGGGCUUUGUGAGCAUCAAACUCCUGACGUCCUUCAAGAAGGUGAGGUACCUGACGCGUGACUGGCGGCUCACACUCUAUGCUCUGCAGUUCUCCAGGCUGCUGGAGGUGAAUAAGGAGGGGACCAAAGUGAGGAGGAAGAUUCCCAUCCCCGAGUCCCUCCUGACUGUCCCCCUCAGCAAACUGCUGCUGGCCUGGGAGCUGCAGCCCCAGGAGCGGGAUACCCACAACAGCUUCCUGGACACCAUCACAAGGAUGUUCAGCCCCUUUGGAGCCAUCGCUGCCAUCCGCAUCCUGCGUCCGGGCCACAAAUUACCCUCGGAUGUGCGGAAAUACACAUCCCGCUUCCCGGAGCUGCUGAGCAAGUGCUGUGCUAUGGUGGAGUAUGAGAGCCUGGAGAGCGCCUGCAGGGCCUUUGAGGAGCUCAGCAGCAGGAGCUGCCUGGGCAGGGAGUGCAUCAAAGUGGUCCGGCUCUGGAUGAGGGACUCCAAGAAGAAACGUGGUGCUGAGAGGAAGGCAGAGGAGCUGGACCAGGUGGGAUGGAGGGUGCAGGCGGCGGCUUCCGUGCUCCCCCAUAGCCCUGGGGACUCCGGGCUCUGCGGCUCUCCAGGGUCAGAUGGUGCCAGGGUCCCACCACCCCUGCUCCAGAACAAGGACCCCUCAGCACUCGCCUCAUUGGAUGGGAGCUUGAAGCUCAGCACCUUCAGCAACAGCAUCACUGAGCCCCAGCUCCUCAGCAGCAAAGUCUUCCCUCCGCUUGGCUUGGAUGCCGGGAGCUGCUCCAGCCCCAUCUGCAGCCCCGAGCGCUGGCGCGGAUGGAGCCCCUGGCACAGCAGCCCCGUUCCCGAUGGCAAACCCUGUCCUGGCUCUGCCCCCCCAGUACAGGGGAUGCCGAGCGACCGCCUGGGCCUGCGGGACCUGGUGCUGCGCCUGCCCCACGGCUCCGAUGGCACCAAGGGCUUCUGGAGCGGCAGGAGCGGAGAGCUGGUCCUGCGGCGCUGA